AUGCGGCCUCUUUCAGUCCUGCUCGGCCUGUUGGCUGUUGCCACUUCCGGCGUGUAUAGCACGGCCUUGACGUACAAACUGGGAGCCAACGAGAAAGCCUGCUUCUUCACCUUCGUCGAACGGGAGAAUGCCAAAGUUGCAUUUUACUUUGCUGUCCAAUCUGGCGGUUCCUUCGAUGUCGAUUACUCGGUAGUUGGACCAAAUGACAAGAAGAUCAUGGAGGGGCAGAAAGAGAGACAGGGAGAUUUUGUCUUCACAGCGCAGAAUGCGGGCGAGUACCGGUUUUGCUUCAACAACGAGAUGUCGACGUUUGCGGAUAAGAUGGUGGAUUUUGAAGUUGCGGUGGAAGAUGAAUCCAAAUCUGCUCUCCUCCCGCAAAAGGCCGGGUCGUCGCCCGAACAGACAUCCGCGCUCGAAGACAUGACUUUCAAAAUCAGCAGCCAGUUGUCCACUAUCAGCCGUAUGCAGAAGUAUUUCCGCACUCGAGAGAACCGUAACUUCAGCACAGUACGGAGCACGGAACAGCGAAUCUUCAAUUUCAGCUUGAUUGAGGUAUGUAUGAUGGUUGGCAUGGCCGGGUUGCAGGUAUUGGUGGUCAGGUUCUUCUUCCAGGGCGCGAGAAAAGGAUAUGUAUAG
Messenger RNA from Rhinocladiella mackenziei CBS 650.93, 636 nucleotides. RefSeq lists its product as uncharacterized. Gene Ontology annotation, biological process: protein retention in ER lumen; Golgi organization; intracellular protein transport. The record is from RefSeq and is a predicted model, not a curated record. The transcript is spliced from 4 exons. Gene Ontology annotation, cellular component: endoplasmic reticulum-Golgi intermediate compartment; endoplasmic reticulum; COPII-coated ER to Golgi transport vesicle. Lineage: Eukaryota; Fungi; Ascomycota; Eurotiomycetes; Chaetothyriales; Herpotrichiellaceae. Bases 1 to 636 code for a protein of 211 amino acids.